AUGCUCACGGAAGAAUAUCUAGAGAAACCUUCACCCCAGUCAACCUUCACCCCAGUCAACUUUCACCCCAGUCAACCUUCACCCCAGUCAACCUUUACCCCAGUCAACCUUCACCCCAGUCAACCUUCACCCCAGUCAACCUUCACCCCAGUCAACCUUCACCCCAGUCAACCUUCACCCCAGUCAACCUUCACCCCAGUCAACCUUCACCCCAGUCAACCUUCACCCCAGUCAACCUUCACCCCAGUCAACCUUUACCCCAGUCAACCUUCACCCCAGUCAACCUUCACCCCAGUUAGCUUUUUUAUACAUCCCAUCCAGUCCUCAUAUUUCUAUUCUUGCCCUCCACCAAGCCCGCCCUGUGUACUCACCUUAUUCCAGAGGAAACCUGUCAAAACAAAUGAAAGAAAAGAAAAAAAUCAGAAGCCAUUUUGUCGCCGUCAGCGCCAUGUAUGGCUUAAUUAA
Molecule: messenger RNA, 465 nt
Organism: Physella acuta
Lineage: Eukaryota; Metazoa; Mollusca; Gastropoda; Physidae
Source: RefSeq, a predicted model, not a curated record